This is a messenger RNA of Sporothrix brasiliensis 5110, 1248 nucleotides long. RefSeq lists its product as uncharacterized. The transcript has a single exon. NCBI's taxonomy places the organism in Eukaryota, Fungi, Ascomycota, Sordariomycetes, Ophiostomatales, Ophiostomataceae. The record is from RefSeq and is a predicted model, not a curated record. The coding region runs from base 1 to 1248 and encodes 415 amino acids.
AUGGCCAACAACCGCAGCGGAGAGGGCCCCGUCGACCUCAAUGCCGACCCCAACGCCCUCGGCAGCAUCCACGUCAAAUCCGUCAAGGAGGCCGCCGCGCUCUCGCAGUACCUCCCCAUCCGCUGGGACGAGCUGCCUAAGCUUCCGUUUUAUAGCAGGCUGGUCGGCUACGACGACAGCUGGUACCGGGCCACGAUUGCCAUGUCCGUGAUCGGCAUGCGCUCGCGUGCCCAGCGCAUGCUCAGCCAGGAGGAGGUGCAGAUCCUCGCCAACAUGACGGCCGGGCUGACAACGACAAUGUCCUACGAGUUCCCCGUGAUGCUGGGCACCUCCAUAUUCCUAGAACGCCGCACGCGGCCGACGUUUGGCUUCCCCUUUUACAAGCCGAAAGAAGGGUUCGACCCCAAUGUGUUCCCGACCAAGACGUCGCGCCUCAUCGAGGGCCCGAUGGCGCGGACGGCCUGGCACGUGUUCCGCUUCAGUAUGUAUGCUGCGGCGUCGCACUUUAUGCUGCGCACGGCCUUCUUUGCGUACGGCACGGUGGCCAACUCGUACGUCUUUGACAGGGACCCGCGGUUGGCGAAUUUGCGGACGAGCCUCAAGUCCGCGCUCGCUGCGAAACGAGGUCCGGAUUCCAUCCUCAAGACCGCAGAGCGCGCCGCAAGCGCUACGGCGGGGGCGCGCCAGGCUCUUGAGACGCGCGGGCGGGAUCAGGAAGCGCAGCAGCGCGGCGUGCUGCCAGACCAGCAGCAGCAGCAGUACCAGCAAUACCAGCAAUACCAGCAAUACCAGAGUCCGCCACAGCAGCAGCAACAGCAACAACCGCAGACACAAAGCUACGACGACUAUAGCGCCGGUCCCGACGACGACUUUUACGACGACGCUUCGCCCGUGUCACCGGCCGAGCAGCGCCGCAGGAGCAGCUGGAAGCAGCAGCCGACGUCGGGGACGGGCGAAGGCACCGCCUGGGACCGCCUGCGCUCACCGGGACAUGCGGGUGAGAAGCCCACGGCCAUUUCGCAGUCGCCGCCGGGACAGUACGGUUGGGAGGCGUUGCGCAAGGGCAAAUCGCCGCCACAGCCUCCGAGCAAACAAGACAACAGCAACCGGCCGACGACGGGCGACUACACGUUCAACGAAGACGAAGAGGAGAAGUCGUAUGCGCGCAAUCAGGCGCAGAAGGACUUUGACGCCAUGCUAGAGAAGGAGCGUCAGGGUGAGAGCGACAGGCCUAGUCGACGGUGGUAG